Triplophysa dalaica is the source of this 4775-nucleotide messenger RNA. RefSeq names its product trichohyalin-like. The transcript is spliced from 12 exons. Gene Ontology annotation, molecular function: GTP binding. The record is from RefSeq and is a predicted model, not a curated record. The coding region runs from base 75 to 1829 and encodes 584 amino acids. NCBI's taxonomy places the organism in Eukaryota, Metazoa, Chordata, Actinopteri, Cypriniformes, Nemacheilidae.
AAGUUUGACUUCAAAUCCAUAUCCUUUAAACAACGGUUUUUUUAUUUUUCAUGGUUGCUUGUACAUUUUAAAUUAUGGCACGAGCACGAACCAUGGACAACGAUAAAAGAGAGAGUCUUUUGAAUGAUGAUGAAGAUGAAGAUACUGAUAACCAUGGAUCAUUCUCAAAUGAAGCAAAAUCAUCCAGAGGCUGCAUUGAAACAUUUAGAUUGAUGGUGCUUGGUAGUGAUGAUGCUUUAAUGAAUCAAGCUUGUGCUGCCAUCCUUGGGUUACCACAGAGAGAGAAUGAUAGAUAUAUUGAAGCAUGCGUAUUUAAAGAGGGUCAGAUUAAUGGACGACAGGUCUCUCUAGUGAAAACUCCAUCCUAUUGGCUAGAACACUUGAAAUCAUUUCUGUUUUUCAGAAGAACAGUCAGAUCUUUGAGAAGUGACAUGGAGUUUUGUGAGUCCUUUGUUUUUCCCGGACCUCAUGCCUUUCUGCUGGUGCUCGGAGAUCCAAGUAAUUCCUCCAAAGAGCAUUUGCUUUUACGAGCUUUGUGUGAAAUCUUUGGGAAGGAAGUUUUAGAUUACAUUAUGGUUUUAUGUGUGCAUCAUUCGAACAGGGACAUUUUAAACAACCGCUGUGUCAAAAUGUGCAGGCAGAGGUAUCACAUUUUAGAGAAAACUGAGAAUAAUGUUCCAAAUCUUUUUGAAAAAAUUGAAAAUAUGUCAAACAGAUAUAGAACUAGAUAUUUCACAAAACAUGUUCAUUUAUUGGAAACGGCUAAAAAGUAUCUCCAGACAGAAUUGAAUAAAAAUAAUAGAGCAAUGGAACAUUCUCUUAAAGGAGAAUUGUCGAAAAUCAAAAUGACUGUUAAAGAUGGCAGAAAUGAAAUUGCGGAAUUAAAAAGACAAAAUGAGGAGCUACGAACACAGAUAAGAAGAGGUCUGGAAGAUGCCCAGGUCAUAGAGAAACAGUUGAGAAGUGAUCUGGACUGUUCCAGAGCUAGAGAGGAUCAGUUAAGAAGAGAUCUGGAUGAUUCCAGGGGCAGAGAGGAUCAGUUAAGACGAGAUCUGGAGGAUGUCCAGGUCAAUGAGAAACAGUUAAGAAGAGAUCUGGAUGAUUCCAGGAGCAGAGAGGAUCAGUUAAGAAGAGAUCUGGAGGAUUCCAGGAGCAGAGAGGAUCAGUUAAGAAGAGAUCUGGAGGAUUCCAGGAGCAGAGAGGAUCAGUUAAGAAGAGAUCUGGAGGAUUCCAGGAGCAGAGAGGAUCAGUUAAGAAGAGAUCUGGAGGAUUCCAGGAGCAGAGAGGAUCAGUUAAGAAGAGAUCUGGAGGAUGCCCAGGUCAGAGAGAAACAGUUAAGAAGAGGUCUGGCUGAUUCCAGAGGCAGAGAGGAUCAGUUAAGGGUGGACAAUCUGAAACUUCAAAGUGAAAUAAAACAUAUAAAAGACACAGAAAAGGUCCUGGGAAAGACAAAUACAGAAUUACAAGUCAAAGAAAGAGAGUUGUGUAAUAGGCAGCGAGAUCUGGAUGACAGAGAGAGAAAUGUUGAGUCUGAAAAGAGAGAACUAGAGACCAGAGAGCGUGAAGUGGCAUCGAGAGAGAGAGAAGUGGAGUCCAAAAUGACCAGAGAAAGAGAUUUUGCUCAAAGAAACACCUGGUCCGGUGGAAAAGGGUUGACUCCUCCUGAUGCCAGUGCCAGACCUCUAGAUAAAGAGACUGGAGCAGAGAGCAGUGAUGGAGAUUCACAAGUCACAAGAUCAGAUGUGACUGAUGAAAUAAAACCUGUGAGACGAAACAGUCUGCCAGAGCCACCCUAUAUGUCUGAAUGUGGUCCUCUACAUAUUCUGUGAAUGAGCCGUGAUCCAUGAGAGAAAGAUGAAGAUAACGAUUUAAAGUGUCUACUUCUUGAUAACGGUGAGCAAUUGUGUAUUUGCCCAACCAUUUCUAGAACCAGACAUGGCAAAAUAGUAUAAUGGCAAAACAUCUGUACUGUAUCUGUAUAUUGAUCUGCAUAGAGUUGUUUGCUGUGUCAACCACAAUAAAACUUAUAUGUAUAAUGAGAGACUUAUCAUGUUUGCUUUGUGUUUACCUGUUCGUAUUUUGGGGAAAAUAAAUCUCACAGAGAUAUGUCAAACCACGAUGAACUAUGAAACAUGUAAAAGUGAAGCAGACUCCACAGGCUUCACUGAAGAGUUUAGGUUUAUAUUACUGGUAGGUGAUGAAGAUCCAAAGGAUGAGGCAUGCGAGAUCAUCCUGCGGGGAAGAGGGAACAGAAGUGAUUCUGGAAUAUUUGAGCACAGAAAGGGUUGUUUCAAUGGGAAAAAAAUCUCUAUAGUGAAGAUCCCAUGUAGCUGGAAGAGUCAUUUAGCAUCAAGGUUGUGCUCCUCAAGAGAUGAAACAAUCAAAGAACAGAUGUUAGAUUGUGCAUCGCUGGUCUUUCCUGGGCCACAUGCCUUCCUAUUAGUGAUCAACAGCAAGAGUGGGGAUGAUUCUUCAUAUCUUUUAAAAGCUCUAAAAGUGUUUGGCAAAGAGGCUUUUGACUAUGCUAUGGUUCUGUUUGUUGGCCAAGAUACCCAAAAUAAAACAAACCGUCUGAAGAAAUAUGUGAGCUAUGUUUAUACAUUGGAGAACAAUGAUCAAAGUGUUCAAGGACUCCUUGCAGAAACGUCAAGAAUGACACACCAUUACACAUCUAAAUUCUUUAUUCAGUCAUCCUAUGAAAAACUCAUGAAAAAAGUGUUUUCAUCAUGGGAAAGGGAACAAUUUUCUGAACGCAAAGAGACAGAGCGAAAACUCAAAAUGGAAAUUGCAGACAUACAACAGCAGCAUGAAAACGAAUUAUUUGCUUUGACAGAAAAGUCUAGUCUUGCAGAGAGUAAACUAAAAAAAAUAUAGACACCUUGAAAUGUUUGAUGCUGGAUACUCUGAUGGAUUUGAAAACUAAAGACAUGCAGCAAGAGGGGGAACCAGAGGCUUCGGGUGCUCAUGAGGGUCUGCAGAUUAAAGAAUUAGAGGCUUGUAAAGAGAGCGAUACUAUCCUGAUAAACGUGUUUUCAUCCAUUGUUAAAGAGCUGAACGAAAAGUUGGAGUCUUCUAAAGAAACCGGAACAUUCCUGAGAGGAAUGUACUCAUCCAUGACAGAUGACAGUAUUCGCCGUGAGAUUCAUAUUGAGGACCUCCAAAGACAGGUGGAGCAGCUCAAGGCAAAGAAUAGCGAGCUUGAGCAGAAACUGAGUAAGUCAGAAGACAAAGAAACUUCCACUAUUCAACCGAUGGAGAGAACUAAUAAAGACACAAUUGGGAAUCUAAAGAAAGGAGUUCUGGAAAGAGAAGACAUGAAGAUGGAGGAGUCCAUAGAAGAAAUAGAAAGAGUGAAGAGACAACAUUACACCAGUAGAUCAGAACAUGGCUUCGUGAACCCUGGCUUGCCUGAAGAAAAUGAAAAAGAGCUGGAGAGCAAAGAGAAUGAUUCACGAGUCAGGGACACAAACGUCUGUGAAAGAGUCAAACCUGUGAGAAGGAACAGCUUUCUUUUAGAGCCACCUCAAAUGUCUGGUGUCUCUGAAGACGAAGCUUUGGCUGAAGACACACUUUGAAUGGACAAAUGCAUCCAGCCACAGUCCCUUUUGAUGACAUGUAUCUCUGUUUCAUCUUUUUAGAUUUUCUAUUUUUUAUUAUUUAAAAGAAAAUAUGUGGCAUGUUCUGUGAAAACCCAGCUAAAGUAAUUUUAUUCUAUAUAAAAUAUGUACAUACUGCAAAGAACAUUCUGUUAAAAUAUAUCCUUGAUAUCCUUAAUAUUGACUGAGUAUGACCAUGUCAAAUAUAGCUAAAUUAAUUAUUGAUAUAAAACUUUAAUGCUCAUUAUUUCAUAGGUUUUGAGACUUUAUACACAUACAAUAGAAAGCUGCAGUCAACAAACACAACCAUAGUAUUGAUAACAAUGAUAACACUCUUCUUUUCUUAUUAUUAUAUUAGCUUUUGAUAAACAGUAUAUUCACAAUUAAAUACAUUCAUAUUGUUGAAGAGUGUCAAUGUAAUUUAACAGUCAAGACAGGAGAAACUCCCUCCAGUCCAGACUCUUAAUUAUCAUUAUCAUUGACGUCACGAUAUACAGCCGUGAAAAACAUUAAGAGACCAUUUCAGAGACAGAUUUUCUGAUGUUAAAAUACUAUUCAUAGUUACAUGUUUAGGUUUUCAUUCUGGUUGUGUUUUAUCUGGCAUGCCGAAAUGUGGAGUCGCACAUCUGCCCUGUCACAUUCAUUCUGUCAAAGUGUCUGUGACGUCAUCGUCCAAAUGUCUCUGAUAUAUUUGACUUUAUUCUGGAAACCACUAGAUGGCGCAUUAUUACCAAAUUUACAUCACAUUUGCCACUCUCUCUCUCUUUUAAGAGAUCUUUUUAAAUUCAAGCAUUCACAAUUUCUACGCAAUAAAAUAAUCUAGUCAGGACAUAAAACAGGAACAGCAUGGGACUUAAAAAACAAGAAUUGUAUUUUGUAUUGUAUAUGUAUUUGAGAAUGUGCAGCCAUAUUCUGUUCUCAUGUCAUUUUGUCAAGCAGAAUUUUUAGAUGAUUAAUAGUUGACAAAUAGUUAAAAAAGGUAUUAAAACCUUAAAAAUAUUUUCAUCAUUUUUUGUCUACGAAAACCUUUAACCCAAAUGUACUUAAACUUUUGUACUGGUAGUGUAUGUUGGUUGAACAGAGAACAGAAUUUGUAUAAACUAUGAUACAGAUUAUUGCUUUAACUGGAUGCAAAAGGUUUUUUUUCCAGUUUCUGCAGUACACAUACACAUACUUGGU